AUUUUUGUUAAUAAAAAAUAUUUGAUAGGCUAAUUUCUCUCUCCCGUUUUCUCUCUCAACCAAAAUUCUUGUGAUGAAACCAAUCAUGGGUAAAGCUUCUUUCAACUCUACGGCAUAUUAUUUUUGUCAAUCUCUUGCUUAGACCUGUGUCAUUUGCACUUUCACCCUAUCCAUCCACUGCAACUGUUUUGGCGCAACCCAGCAAUCAGAAAAGCAACAACAUCGGUAGCGGGGCCGUUGCCGGCGGAUUUGAAGGUGGAUGGGCAAAAGCGGCGACAUUGCUGUUGCUGAUAUCUCGUACAUGUCCACGAGAAGGUUUUUAACUGACGGUAAACGGAGAUACUCUCCCCCUGACGGCCACUGAUGAUUUCCCAAACAACUAAGUGAAUUCAGGACACUGAAAAUGACAAAAACUAAGGCUUCCUCAAAAAAGCAGCAAAAGCGUUGUGUCGAUUUCAAGAAAAUUAAGCGAAAGCUUGGCAGGAAAUUGCCACCGCCUAAGAAUGCUACAAACACUGAAAUUAAAUCCAAAGCAAUUAUUAUUCCUGAGCAAAGUGUGGCAUCAGACAAAAUGAGUUUAGGUGUGAGCAAGAAAGGCUUGACUUUGAAAGAGCUUCUUCAACGAACUUCCCAUCGCAAUGCAAAAGUUCGUAAAGAUGCAUUGAUGGGUAUGAAGGAUUUAUUCCUUAUGUAUCCGGAAGAGCUAAAAUUGAACCCGCAUGAAGUUAUACAAAUACUAUGUGGACGUUUUGGAGAUGAGGAUAAAAUGGUUCGAGAAACCCUUUAUCAACUUCUCAAAUCAGUAAUUUUUCCUACCUGCAACGAGGAUAUGCCUUUCAUUUAUUUAAUGAUGGGAUACAUUUUUGUCGCAAUGGCAAAUUUAGCAAUUGAAGUUCGGCUUAUGGCUUUCAAGUUUUUUUAUCUCAUUGUACAGUAUUAUCCAGCUGCGUUUUCCUUGCAUGGUGAAAAGGUUCUUCAAAAUUAUGCGGAUAUUCUGCGGAAGAACCAGUUCUGUUUAGAAGACAAGGGCAGGCUCAAGAAUGUGCUUGUUGGUUUGUUGCGCUGCUUGUCACUGUUGCCAUCUAAAAAAGUAGAAGUUGACACAUUCAAGAAGGAAGUCCCUAGGCGCGUGUUGCAUGCUUAUGAGCCUACGAGGCCUACAGAUUUUGCUGAUAUAUCUGUCAUCAUCAGUAAACUAAAGGAUUUAUUUCCAGUUUUAGUCAAUUGCUUCCAAGACCUCAUUCCAUUAAUUCAUAGUACGCCACAAUUGGAUGCACAAACAUUUGAUUUCUUACAUAACAUACUUCAGAGCAUCAACCUUAUAGUCAGAUUUUUCGUUUAUGAGACUGAAAAGGGUUAUUCAGAAUCAUAUGCAUCUAUGUCGGAUCAAGGCAUCUCAUUGGUGCUACUGAAGAAGUUCCUAGGUGUAUUUCCGUUCAACGCAGUGCAUUCAGAAAAGGAUGAUGACCGAUAUUUUUCCCUGAAUGUUGUGAUUGCUGAAAUAUUUUUGCACUUAGAUGAAUGGAUCCGCCCUCCUGCUGAGUUACUAGAGAAAUUUCUUGCAUUCAUGGAGCAUGCACUGCUUGAAAAGAUCCACGAUGAAACAAGGUCUGGCAGAGAAAAGCAGAUGCUUACACUGGUUCAUUUUAUGCCAAAACUUGUAGCACAAGUGAUAGGCGACUGGAAGUCUCGCCUCCUACAGGCAUUUACAAAGACAUUCCUUGAUUGCAAACCAGAGUCUUCAGUAAAAUUGGCUUGCCUUGCCGCAAUUGAAGAAAUGCUUUUUUCUAGAAAAGGAAUGUGGCAACCAGAUGGAUAUGAUCUAGAAGUAGUGGGCCCUCUUAUUACUUGGAUAAGAGAGCUACCUGUGUUGUUAAUCCUGCUCGGUGAUAUGCAUCCAUCCUCUUCUGAGGCUGUGUUGCAACUUCUGCUUGACCUGGGUCGAUUUGCUACAACGGGUUCUUUCCUUGCAAAGGAAUACGACGAGUUGCAAAAGUCGCUACAAGAAUUUUACUGCACGUAUCAAGAAGGGGAUAAAUGUUAUGGUCCUUUCACAAGGCUUCCAUUGGACUGUCAAAAACUCUCCAUCUAUAGUCUUGCUUACUUUUCUCACCUAGAUUCACCUUUGCUGACAUCAGUAACUUUAUGUUGCCUCCGUCCUGACUUGGAUGAAUAUGUCUUGUUUCUGAUCAUAGAACAUUUGCAUUCAAUAUUUAGACGCGGCAAAAUUGAGAUACAGGACCACCUUAGCUUCUUUGUCACGCUGGUCACUCGUUUCAAUGUUUUUCCAGAAAAUAUUCGCUCUGCAAUUGAGGAAGGUACAAAGUUCUCAAAUCGUGGAACUUUCAAGAAAUUGAUUGGUGUUGUUUUCUCAUGCCUGGAACAGACGGGUGAUGCUUCCCUAGUUUUAUUUCUAUUGGAGAGAGAAAUCCUAAAGCAGAUUUUAUUAAAGCCCCCUCUAGACAAUGCCUGUGCUAUGCUAAGGAUACUUGUUAGGCUAGACUCCAAACCCACAAGACUUUCUGAACAAAGUAUUAUCAAUUUGAGCAAUUUCAUUCCAGGCUACUUGAUUGACGUUGUGCAUUGUAUGGGAGGGUUUGAUGCAGAACCCAAGGAAGCUCAUUUUCGAACGCUGAUGGACUAUAUUGUUCCUUGCUUUUACAUGUUUGAAAGUAGUAGAAAGCUCUUGAAUCUCGUGUUGAAUGGGAUGGGUUCAAUGAUAACUGAAAGUAGAAUAAAUGAUAUUGUUAGUGUCCUAAUGUUGAUGCAUAAGGAUGAUAAGAUGAAUCGAAUUAUUUCUUCAUCGAGGGCUGAGUUUGAUCAUGUUUCACAGAGCAUACGCUCAUUAAAGUUGGAGGAUAGCAGUCUAACUGUUGGGGAAAGGCGUAGAAUACAAUAUGCGUUAGAGCAACUAAAGACUGUUAGAAGCUCAUUAGAUCAAGAGAUGCAAAGAGCAAAGCAGGAUAUGUUACCUUAGUUUAUUGCACUACAAGUUUGCAAUGGCCUAAAAUUUUGAAGUUUACAAUUUUGGGAAUAUAGUAAAAGAUGAAUUAAAGGGGAUAACGUUUUCCAUUCAUUUUCUUGCUAUACAUAUAGAGGAACCAUAAUGGAUAUAAUAUUUCAUGUCAAAACUUGAGCACAUAACAUGUCAUUUUUUGCCAA
Molecule: messenger RNA, 3162 nt
Organism: Hevea brasiliensis (rubber tree)
Lineage: Eukaryota; Viridiplantae; Streptophyta; Magnoliopsida; Malpighiales; Euphorbiaceae
Exons: 20
Coding region: 404-2977 (857 amino acids)
Cellular component (GO): nucleus
Source: RefSeq, a predicted model, not a curated record